UUGGAGCACGCACCAUGUCUCCGAGAGAUUUUCGUCAAACGUUAUCACUGUUUAACUCGUUUGAUUACAAGAAUGUAUGACAUUCAAAAUGGAGGCGUUCCCAAAGAACAAUCUGUGGAGUCAGCUUGUUGCUCAUGGUUAGAAUUUGGCCGUUGUUCCCUUAAUCUCACAGAGACCUCAUGUGGCGAUAAAGCAGCCAAUUAUAUCAGACGUAAAGCUAAGUUGUACCUCCAGAAGAUGUUUGAUCUCAUCUGUAAAGACACGUCACCAGACACGUGCCGGAAUAUGGAGAAGCCAAAAUUUUUGAUUUCACCUUUUGUCCCAUUUGUAAAUAUCCUAAAUGAACAAGUGAACAAAGAUGGUACUAAGUCAUAAGAACCAGACCUGAAGAAAAUCUGAAACCUUUUAGGUCUUACAAGUUUGUUUGUUAUUUUGCACGGGAUUUAAAGAAGGAUUCUAUGGAUUCAUUGAAAUGUUUUGAUUUUCAUAUGCUUAAAACUUUUAUAUUACAUUUAUACUCAGUCACCAAUUCAUGUAAACUAAUAGCUGAAAAAGGUUUCCAAUAAACUUUUGCUACUUACAUA
Limulus polyphemus (Atlantic horseshoe crab) is the source of this 584-nucleotide messenger RNA. RefSeq lists its product as uncharacterized. NCBI's taxonomy places the organism in Eukaryota, Metazoa, Arthropoda, Merostomata, Xiphosura, Limulidae. The transcript is spliced from 2 exons. The record is from RefSeq and is a predicted model, not a curated record. Bases 73 to 375 code for a protein of 100 amino acids.